AUGAAGAUGGUCUCUCAUAUGAUUAAUCAAAACCAGUGUCAACAGCACAUCAGUAAUCAUUAUAAAGCAGAUAAUCAUUCUGCUAUUAUAAAAGCUUAUUACAAUACUGAGCCUACUUCUAGAAUAGAGGCCACCAAACUCUCAAGUAAAAAUAAAUUGCAAAGGGAUAUCGAAAUAACCAAAAGAAAAUCAAAAGAUGACCUAGUUGAAAAAGCAAUCGAGCACUCUACCACCGAAGUUAGAUCAACACAUGAAGCUGCAACAACUUCCAAUAAUGGUGGAAUCACAACUCAAUCAAACAAAAACAAAACGGGUAAAAAAAGAGCUAAUCAAUUACAAUCUGAUGCUGAUUUUUUCACCAAAAGAUUUUCAAACGAAACUUCAUCUGUUAGUAACAAAAGAGUUAGUAGAAGAGCCAAUAAUUAA
This is a messenger RNA of Dictyostelium discoideum AX4, 426 nucleotides long. RefSeq lists its product as hypothetical. The record is from RefSeq and is a predicted model, not a curated record. Lineage: Eukaryota; Evosea; Eumycetozoa; Dictyosteliales; Dictyosteliaceae. The transcript has a single exon. The coding region runs from base 1 to 426 and encodes 141 amino acids.